AUGCCCACGGCCGCCUGGUGUUGCCUCCGCACCGGUCUUGUUCCCAUCAACUACAGCGACCACGGCCUCAGCGCUGGCGGCAUUGGCCAGACCAGCGGCGGCAAGAACGGCAUCUGUGGCGACCCGUACACGGGCGUCCGCGAACACGAAACCGGCGGCACGUACGGUCGCUUCCCCCAACAUCGCGAGAAGGUCAUCGGAGCGUGCUACGCCCCGGGGUCCACCAUCGGCGUCCAAGUCCAGUUGACGGCCAACCACAAGGGGUUCUUCGAAUUCGGUCUGUGCAAGCUGAACAGCUUGAACGACAAGGAAACGGAAGAGUGCUUUCAAGCGCUGGCCGAGCCGUCGGGGUUGAAGGAGUGGCAAGUGCCGCCCGGCAACGGGUUCUUCGACAUCCAGUACGUCCUUCCCAGCGGCGUCACGUGCGACGGCGACUCGCACUGCGUGCUUCGCUGGCAUUACACGGGCUGGAACAACCCUGGAGUGGACGCCCGUGGCCAAGAGCACUUUUGGAACUGCGCCGACGUGUACAUCAGCAACACUUGCGGGUCCGCUCCCCAGCCCUCAAAGCCCACUCAAGCCCCCGGCACCACGGCCAAGCCGAUCAUCACGACUGGAGCUCCGGUAUCCACGGCUUCCCCUGUCGACCCCACCGGAGCCCCCGCUACGACGGUCGCCCCUUUACACCCUACCCAGGCACCUGUGACGCCCCCUGUCAGCGACUGCGGCAGCUGCACAAACUGCUACUACGCCCCCACCAACGCUUGUUUUGUCGGAUGGAGCCAAGGCCAAUGUAACAGCGCUUCUGCUUUCAAGUGGUGUGGUGCUGGCGCCCAGCCGCCGACCCCUUCGUCGAGUGCCCCUACAUCCACGUACGCCCCUGCACCCACGUACGCGCCAGCUACGACCAAAGCGAGUACUACUGCCCCGAUCCCUACUCCUUCCGCCCCCAAGCCAUCGAGCGCCACACCCACGAACGCCCCUGCGCCUGGUCCGUCCACUGGCCUGACCAACAUCUUGCCCAAGUCAUUGUUCCUUCAAAUCUUCCCUCAAGCCCUCCCCAUCUACAAGUACGAAAACCUCGUGGCCAUCGCUGCCAAGUACCCCGAAUUCGCCAACACUGGCAACGUUGAUGUCGAUCGUCGCGAAGUCGCCGCCUUCCUUGGUCAAAUCUCGCUCGAGUCUGGGGAUCUUCGCUACGUUGAGGAGAUCAACAAGUCCACCAUGUGCCAGCAGUCGGCCGAGUACCCGUGUGCGGCUGGCAAGCAGUACUUUGGUCGUGGUCCGAUCCAGUUGUCAUGGAACUACAACUACAAGGACUUUGGCAAGGCCGUCAACUUGGACUUGGUCGCGAGCCCUGAGCUGGUCGCCACCGACUACGACUUGGUGUGGUGGAGUGCGUUGUGGUACUGGAACGUUGACAAGUGGAACGGCAACAUCCACAAGGUGGUGGGCCUUCCCGGUGGCUUUGCUAAGACCACGUUCAUCAUCAACGGCGGCUUGGAAUGCGGAUUGAACCCUCCCAACCGCGAGUCGGAAAAGAGCCGCAUUGCCAGCUUCAAGAAGUUCUGCAGUCUCUUGGGCGUAGCUCCCGGGGACAACUUGUCGUGCCAGACGGCUGAUUUCCCCCCCAAGUCACCUUGGACCGACCCCCCCGCAGGCUCCAGCGUGGCUCCUUCAUCAUCGGCCCCCACUCCUUCGAGCUCUGGACCGGCUACGAGUGUGCCUAAAACUGUGAGCUGGAACUGGUUUGCAUCGUCCACCACGGACUGCGACGCCAGCUUGAGCAAGGACACGUUGAACCGUGGCUUUUACGUGGGCGGGGAAAAUAUCCCUGCUGACUGCGGCAAGACUGCGAGUUUCACCUACAACGGAGUCACCGUCACAGCAAC
Aphanomyces astaci is the source of this 1892-nucleotide messenger RNA. RefSeq lists its product as hypothetical. The annotation marks the transcript as partial. The transcript is spliced from 2 exons. Gene Ontology annotation, molecular function: chitinase activity. Lineage: Eukaryota; Oomycota; Saprolegniomycetes; Saprolegniales; Verrucalvaceae. The record is from RefSeq and is a predicted model, not a curated record. Gene Ontology annotation, biological process: cell wall macromolecule catabolic process; chitin catabolic process.